Molecule: messenger RNA, 1102 nt
Organism: Fukomys damarensis (Damara mole-rat)
Lineage: Eukaryota; Metazoa; Chordata; Mammalia; Rodentia; Bathyergidae
Gene: Lrrd1
Product: leucine rich repeats and death domain containing 1
Exons: 7
Coding region: 1-1101 (366 amino acids)
Molecular function (GO): protein binding
Source: RefSeq, a predicted model, not a curated record
AUGAAGUUUAGCACAAAGACUUGUGUAUUCGAGGGCUUGAUCUCCAAUGCAGCACUGUUCAGAGGUGGAACCCAGAGGGAUGACUGGAUCAUGAGGGAGCUGACCAUUAAUGAGUGCACAGCUAAUGUGCUGCUGGGAGGACAGGCCAGUUGCCGCCUCUUAUUACCUGAGUCUCAGGAUUGUCGGCCCUGUCCACACCCGGGGGGCUCGAGGAUCACGGUGGUCGUCGAGAGGGGUCCCAGAGAACUGUGUACUUUAGAAAAACUGCAAGUACUGGAUCUUUCUGAAAACCAACUAUGGACAAUUCCUUCAGAGAUAUGUAAUUUAAAAGGAAUCCAGAAAUUAAACUUCUCAAGCAACCAAUUUAUACAUUUUCCUAUUGAACUGUGCCAGCUUCAAUCACUGGAAGAACUGGAUAUAAGUCAGGCAAAUGGGACAAAGUUAACAAAACUUCCAGAAGAGCUGGCUAAGAUAACUCAACUUAAAAAACUUGAUAUCUCAAACAAUGCAAUCAAAGAGAUUCCAAGGAAUAUAGGGGAAUUGAGAAGUCUGGUUAGUUUUUAUGCACAUAACAAUCAAAUAAGUGAUCUUCCACCAUCUUUUUUAACUUUGAAAGAGCUCCAUCAACUAAACUUAAGCGGAAAUAAUCUCACAGUUCUGCCUAGUGCCAUCUAUAAUCUUACUUCACUGAAGGAGAUAAACUUUGAUGACAACCCUUUGCUGAGACCUCCAAUAGAAAUCUGUGAAGGAAAACAGUUGUAUACUAUUGCCUGCUAUCUACAGAGGGCAGAUGAAAGAGAUGAGAAAAUCUUACAGAAGAUAUUCAAGAUAGUUGCCAACAAUAUCACUGAAACAAAUUUUGAAUUUUUGUGUCAAAAACUAAACCUGAGAAACUCAGAAACUGAUGUCCCUACAAAGAGCCCUGUUUCAUUAAAUGAAAGAGCUUACCAAACAUUUGUUGAGUGGAAAACUGAAAACUUAUCACUAACUGCUGCUGCUUUAAGAAAUCAACUAGUUCGGGCACUAACUAUGAUAGGAGCAUAUGAAAUUAUGGACAAAAUAACAGCUUUAAAUCUUUAUACAUGUACGAUUAAAUUCUAAC